AUGUGGGCGCUGGGGCCGCGGGCGCUGCGGGCCGGGCUGGCGCUGCUGGGCCUGGCGCUGCUGGCCCAGGGGCUGCGGAGCUGGGUCGCCUCCCGCCCCUUCGAGUUCCGGCCCGAGGAGAUCGCGGAGCUCGGCCGGCACCACGCGGGCUUGGACCAUGAGCAGGCCUUCUCCAAGAUCAUCGUGGAGCUGCGGAAGAAGCACCCAGGCCACAUCCUGCCGGACGAGGACCUGCAGUGGGUGUUUGUCAACGCGGGCGGGUGGAUGGGCUCCAUGUGCCUGCUCCACGCUUCGCUCACCGAGUACGUGCUGCUCUUCGGGACGGCCGUCGACACCGGGGGGCACUCGGGUCGGUACUGGGCUGACAUCUCUGACACCAUCAUCUCGGGGACCUUCAGGCAGUGGAAGGAGGGGACGACCAGAAGUGAAAUCUAUUACCCAGGGGACACCAUAGUGCACCAAUCCGGAGAGGCCACUGCUGUCCAGUGGAGCGCUGGCACCUGGAUGGUGGAGUAUGGCCGUGGCUUCAUCCCCUCCACACUCAUGUUUGCCUUGGCCGACACCAUCUUCAGCACUCAGGACUUCGGCACCCUCUUCUGCACCCUCCGGGUUUAUGCUAAAGCCUUACUCCUAGAAGCAGGUGCCUACUUCAGCCACCUGGUCCAGUGAGACCACCCUGCUCGUGCACCAGCAUGGCCUCACAGGACAGGGCACCCUUUUCCCAUCCCCCCACCAUCAUGCAGAUUGUACCAGAAAGGCAAUGGGCAAGAGCACCUCUACCCCUUUCCCCACACAGGCGUGCCAGGGUAGGCUGACCGUUAGCUGUGUCGUCCGCUUGCCACACCGAGUGCUCAGUCGGGGUAGAAACAGGCAAUAACAGAUAAUGGAUAAACCUAGAUCACUAUUUUUUUAAUAUC
This is a messenger RNA of Gopherus evgoodei (Goodes thornscrub tortoise), 917 nucleotides long. Its product is annotated as sigma non-opioid intracellular receptor 1-like. The record is from RefSeq and is a predicted model, not a curated record. NCBI's taxonomy places the organism in Eukaryota, Metazoa, Chordata, Testudines, Testudinidae. The transcript is spliced from 4 exons. Bases 1 to 669 code for a protein of 222 amino acids. Gene Ontology annotation, cellular component: endoplasmic reticulum.